UACACCAUGUCUGGACGCGGCAAGGGCGGGAAGGGCCUCGGGAAAGGCGGCGCCAAGCGGCACCGCAAGGUCCUCCGCGACAACAUCCAGGGCAUCACCAAGCCCGCCAUCCGCCGCCUGGCCCGGCGCGGCGGCGUCAAGCGCAUCUCGGGGCUCAUCUACGAGGAGACCCGCGGGGUGCUCAAGGUCUUCCUGGAGAACGUCAUCCGCGACGCCGUCACCUACACCGAGCACGCCAAGCGCAAGACCGUCACGGCCAUGGACGUGGUCUACGCGCUCAAGCGCCAGGGCCGCACCCUCUACGGCUUCGGCGGCUAAGCUCUCCUCCCCUCACCCACUCCCAAAGGCCCUUUUCAGGGCCGCCCACUGCCUCUUUGAAAUUGCUGUACUGCUGUAUCUGGUCAAUUCUGUCAAUCAGUGAGACAG
Molecule: messenger RNA, 426 nt
Organism: Sorex araneus (European shrew)
Lineage: Eukaryota; Metazoa; Chordata; Mammalia; Eulipotyphla; Soricidae
Product: histone H4
Exons: 1
Coding region: 7-318 (103 amino acids)
Biological process (GO): nucleosome assembly
Cellular component (GO): nucleosome
Molecular function (GO): DNA binding; protein heterodimerization activity; structural constituent of chromatin
Source: RefSeq, a predicted model, not a curated record